Messenger RNA from Somion occarium, 2718 nucleotides. The record is from the annotation of a GenBank genome assembly. Lineage: Eukaryota; Fungi; Basidiomycota; Agaricomycetes; Polyporales; Cerrenaceae.
GAUCAGUGCCUGGUAGCCAGUUCCAGCGCAGAGCAGAGAAUCUCGCUCGACCUCUCCUUCGACCGUCUCGCCUCUUCUGUAUCUGAAGCCUGUGUGCUUCCCCCCUCCGGGAACCCACUCUCUUUUAACACGACACUCUUUUUCUUACUGACUUGCUCCGGUGUAUUAGAAAAUGAGAGACGAACUUCCGAACAGGCGGCAGUUGCAUCGCCGAAAGGUCCCAGGACUAAAGCGUUUGCAGGCCAGAUUCAGUCCGACUGCUAUCUGGACAACUUUGUUGCCUACCGAAACUGCUGAACAGCCACAGCCGACCGUGCCUGCUGCUACGCCUUCACCUCCUGCCGCAGCUCCUCCGGUGACGUCCUCUCCUGCCGCCGCAACCCCGCCAGCUUCUGUUCCCGCGGCCACCCCAUCUCCUGCUACUCGAGUCACCGAUACUCCAUCCUUAAGAUCUUCUGCUCUGCCUGUUACUACACCUUUGACUUCGCCGGCCGUUGCGACGAGUAUUUCCAACAGUUCUAACUCUCCCACGACCCCAGUAAAUACGCCUACUGUGGUCAAAAGCACUCCGGCGGCCACUCCGAUUUCUUCACCCACGUCUUCCCGACCUUCUUCUGCGAAAUCUACGGUAUCUCGCACUGUGUCUAACGUCAAUGGCGCUGCAUCCGCUAGUGUGAGUGCUACCUCCGAACCCGAAACUGCCAGUAGCGGAAACACCGGAGCUGUGGUCGGCGGUGUCAUUGCUGGCCUCGUUGCUCUCGCUUUAAUCGUGUUUACUGUGACUUAUUUUGUGCGACGUGCACGCCGCAAGGGAGAAGAGGAUGCUGCUACCUUCAACGCCGACACAUUUCGCCGUCAAUCUGCAGUACUUCCUGAUGGAAAUUUACCUGCCCGCUCAAUGACCAUGAACCGUGGAUAUAACAAUGAUAUUCCUCCACCAUCCAUGUUCGAACAAAGGCCUGAUUACGCACCUGCGUCAUACCCUGCGAGUCCGAUUUCUGCUCAGACGUAUAACGGCGAGACGUAUGGAUACCAACAGCCUUCCUUCAAUCCAGGCCAAUUCGUGAACAUGGCGCAGUCGCCUCACACGCCACUCUCCGUGACGACGCCUCCUGCCCAUCCGUUCUUUUCGCCCAUUGGCCAAUCCCCAAUGAAUUCCCCCACGGUUGCACCUUACGAUUCUGCGUAUAACGCACAGGGAGAAAUUGUUCGUCAGAACUCUGUUGGUGCCUCAGCCUACCUUACCCGUCAGUCAACUAUGGGACAGAAUAACGGCGAGUUGUAUCCUCAUGAAGCGCACUAUGUCGACUUGAACCGGUCCAGCGUCACGCCAUUCCAGGCACAGCAAUACGAGGAGAUUUCUCGCAGAUUGAAUACGACGCCACCUAUGCCUGUUGUUACGCCCGUUGUUGCGUCGGCCGUUGGGAAUGAAUAUGCUGAAGGCGGAGGAAACACUGCCCCUCAACCCAACACUCGUCCCCUUGACCUCGGACAGAACAUCACGACGGAUUCUCCACACUUAGCUGUGUAUCAUGAGAACGCCAUUCCCGAGUCGCCGUUCGCAGAUCCUCACGUGCAACAGAAGUCUCCCGAGCCUGCGUUCCCGGCGCCCGUAUACACUCACGGUGACGAUGACGUGCGAGCUAUCAGAGAGUCUUUCCCUGUCCCGCCUUCGCCUGCUUUCUCGUCGAAGUCGCGCAUCCCCUCUACGCCACCCAUCUUGCCAGAGAUUCAACUCCAGCAACGUUCAUUCUCUCCGAUUUCCCACGAGUUUCCUAUGGCUCUUUCUUCCGGUCGCCCAUCGCCCUCGCCGCUGGCUCCGUCGUUCAACAUGCCCAUUCCUCCUGUAGAGGCUCACUUCCCUAGCGGAUCUACAGCCGUUGAGCCAACCAAAGCGAAUGUCGAGAUUUCCAAGGAGGCCGCAGUCGUUCCUCAGGCUCGUCCUGCCAAGGAGGAUCUAUCCAAACGUCCGGAUACUGUAUACACGUUGUAUGAUGACGAUGAUGCCUAUGCUGGUAUCUAGUCAUUACAACGGCAUUGAGAGAAAUACUAGAAACCCAAAUUUCAAGACAAGUUUCUCUGUAACAAGAUUUUUUUCUCUGGUUUUUGCUUGGUUUAUCCGUUCGUGUUGAUUAUUGGGCCUUUUCUUAGAAUUUCUUGGUCGUUGACGAGACGCUCAUGCUAGAUGCGAUGACGCGCGUGACGAAUUGUUCAUGGUGUAUGGGCUCAGAACUGGUUUCUCUGGGUGAACCCGUGCCGUUUCGAUGUUUACUGAGGUUAUUGUUUCCAGUUUGCCCCUUGCCACCUACAUAUUUUGUCUACUGGCGGAAUUUCUCGGGGGUGUGACUCUCUUUGCAGUUGUGGUUCUUAUUGAUUCUGCAUCCUUCCAACGGUGGCUCCACCGCCUGCGGUACUUCAGAGCUCUUCUAGACAGUGCCCUUAGAUUCUUCUGCCAUCAUGCUUAGCCUGGGUAUACCCCGCUACUUAGAACUUCUUAUUUCUCACUUCCUAGCUAGGCUAAUGUUUCGAAUAUUGUUUUCACAACUAUUCUCUGAUGUCGUAGCUUCGACAUCCGAAUAUCACCUACCUCGUUUUGUGCAUAGUUGCUGUCGUGAUCAGAAACUCACUUGUGCUUAGGCAAGGCGUUUCGCAAAUAAUCUGACUGCCGAUAAAAAAUAGUUACUAGCCCAUGGAUAACAAGGCUCAAACUUAAAUGUC